UUCCUGGUUGGUGGUCAGGUACAUAUUUAAGCCCUUACAAUCCUUGAACAGCUCCCACACAAUGGGUGUCUCCAAAAUCUUGUCUCUUCGCAUAGCUCUCAUAAUCUCUUCCGCCACCAUUACUACGGCCUCAUCCGGCGCGUACUGGCCUUCAUCUUCCACCCUCAGCCAUACCCACUUCCUACUUCACCCACCUAUUCUACGCUUUCCUCCUACUCGACCCCACAACUUUCCAGAUCCUCAUCACCCCACCCGACCACCACCUCUUGCCGAUCCCCGAAUCUUCUCCACCAUCUCCAGCAGUCCUCCAUCCGCACCGCACAGCUUCGACGGCCUCGACCUCGACUGGGAGCACCCGGCCGAUCAACAACAGGAAUGGCGCGAGGCCGUCGGCCAAGCCUCCCCUACUAAUUUCCAGCGCUGUAUACUUCGCGUCCAGCUUCUUCCGACGUUACGUCGACUUCGUGAGCCCGAUGUGCUACGUCUACGACGGCGCGUGGCGGCCGAACUUCACCGGGAUCGCCACGUGGAAGGGGAGCGGCGUUGGGGCGGAGAAAGUAGUGAUGGUGAUGCCGGCUUAUGGGAGGGCGUGGCGGCUCGAGGAUCCGGGGCAGCACGGGAUCGGAGCUCCGGCGGCUGGAAUCUGGCAGGAGGAGAGUCUAGGUGUGAUGAAUUAUUCGGCUAUAGUGGAGUUUAAUAUGGAGAGUGAUGCUACGGUGGUUUUUGACAACGACACCGUUUCGGCGUACUCGUAUGCGGGGACGGAUGGGUGGGAUACGACGACGUUGAAUACAAGGGUAAAUUCGCGAAGGCGCCGGGGCUUGGGGGAUACUUUUUCUGACAGCGACUGGGAACAGCUUCCAGAGCAUGGGAUAGUAACUGAUGAAUCAUGAUUCAAUAUUUCUCAUUCAUACAUAGUAUAUACUUCUUCGUCUUUCAUUAAUUGGCACCGGUUAACUUGGUUUCGGUUAAAUGUAGUGAAAUGUGGAUGGAAAAGUUGAUAGAACGUGGAUCUUACUUUUAUAUAUUAAUUUUAUAAUAAAAUGUGAGUGUAAUGAGUUAGUGGAAUAUAGACUGUAAAACAGUAACAGUGUCAAUUAAUGGGGGACAAAGACGACAGAACCGUAGGUUUCGGUGGAGGAAUUGUCCUUGGC
Messenger RNA from Salvia splendens (bonfire salvia), 1154 nucleotides. RefSeq names its product class V chitinase CHIT5-like. Gene Ontology annotation, cellular component: extracellular region. The record is from RefSeq and is a predicted model, not a curated record. Lineage: Eukaryota; Viridiplantae; Streptophyta; Magnoliopsida; Lamiales; Lamiaceae. The coding region runs from base 474 to 893 and encodes 139 amino acids. The transcript is spliced from 2 exons. Gene Ontology annotation, biological process: chitin catabolic process; carbohydrate metabolic process. Gene Ontology annotation, molecular function: chitin binding; chitinase activity.